This is a messenger RNA of Lachancea mirantina, 1329 nucleotides long. NCBI's taxonomy places the organism in Eukaryota, Fungi, Ascomycota, Saccharomycetes, Saccharomycetales, Saccharomycetaceae. The record is from the annotation of a GenBank genome assembly.
AUGGGUGACAAAAAGUCUACUGAAGCUGAAGAUGUCCUUCAAUUUUUGGAUUCUUUACCUGAAGGUAAAGAAACUGGGAACAAAGAGGUGAAGAAAGGUCGCCAAGAAGACAGUGAAAUCCUUGAUUUCCUUGACGAACUUGAGCAGAGCAAUUUGAGUCUCAACAAGCCCAAAGGCACGACCAAAACACCCGACGAGACACCUGACGCCGGAUUGGGGGCCGAGGACAAGAAACAUGGGGCCAACGCGAGUGAAACAGGCGCUGAUAACGAAGGUUUGAAAUCCGCAGGCUCGGAGACAAGGGCCCCAGCGCCUGAAAAGGUUGAGCAACAUGACUACGAGGAGGAGAGUCAACAACCCCUCAACGAUCCAAUUACUUCAAUCUCCAAUUGGUGGUCGUCUUCAGGCUCGGCAACGGUGAACUCGUUUUUUUCCAAAACGGCGGAACAAGCCAACCAAUUGAAGGACCGUUUGGCUCACGAACAACAAGGCAUUGCAUCUAGGCUCCAGACGACGUCGCUGGGUUCCAAGAUCUCAGCCACCACGAUUUCUACCCUGGCCAAGAACCUGACCCGGAUUGUCGUUGGCGAGACGGAUGAGGUACUGCGCAUACACUUGGUGCACGACCUUGUUGGGUACCCAAUGCUGCCAUACCACGUAGAGCAGCAGUUCGACAGAGUUCUAAGCUCACAAGUCCAGAGUGGAGUGCGUAUAUUUGUCGACGAGUGGGAUCACCCCAUUGAGGGUGAACGUCGUAAAGACGACGGUAAACGCCAUCUCAACUUGUUCACGGGCAAAUUCACGGACGGCGAAAAAUUGGCGUUUGCCAAUAUCAACAACGCUGUCAAGCUGUUCAACGCUGCCAAGGAGGAGCUCGAGAAACAGCGUGUCGACGUCUCCGGCCAUGAACGGCAACAGACGAAUGAAGAGCAGAACAUAUCAGAUCUUUUCAUUUCGGUUCUUCCCGUCGCGAUCCCUGUCAAGUCUCAAGACGCUGGAAUCACGACCACGGAUGCAGCGCAGCCCGGAAACUUCAGUUUCGUUGUGGUACUCAAGGACGUGACCAACGACACAACGUCAAUCACGAGGUCUCAAGGUUUCCCUCAGAAGUGGGCCGACUGGCUGGAGGGGACGUCGGCGCUCAAGGCGAGGGACGAGCACGAUGCAGAGAAGCCGCAAGCCACUGCUAAAGAGAGCGACGACGAUAACACCCAGCCUGAGGAUAUCGACCCCAGCGAAUGGGUCAAAGAAUGGGUCGAGGACGGGCUCAGCCUGACAUUUGGAGUUGUUGCUCAAAACUAUAUCAUCGAACGCAUGGGGUUCGAGUAG